Molecule: messenger RNA, 848 nt
Organism: Homarus americanus (American lobster)
Lineage: Eukaryota; Metazoa; Arthropoda; Malacostraca; Decapoda; Nephropidae
Product: basic salivary proline-rich protein 2-like
Exons: 1
Source: RefSeq, a predicted model, not a curated record
GCUACACAAGGUCCUCCUCCAGCAGGCAACACAAGGUCCUCCUCCAGCAGGCAACACAAGGUCCUCCUCCAGCAGGCAACACAAGUUCUUCCUCCAGCAGGCAACACAAGGUCCUCCUCCAGCAGGCAACACAAGGUCCUCCUCCAGCAGGCAACACAAGGUCCACCUCCAGCAGGCAAGACAAGGUCCUCCUCCAGCAGGGAACACAAGGUCCUCCUCCAGCAGGCAACACAGGUCCUCCUCAGCAGGAACACAAGGUCCACCUCCAGCAGGCAACACAAGGUCCACCUCCAGCAGGCAACACAAGGUCCUCCUCCCAGCAGGGAACACAAGGUCCCUCCAGCAGGCAACACAAAGUCCUCCUCCAGCAGGCAACACAAGGUCCUCCUCCAGCAGGCAACACAAGGUCCUCCUCCAGCAGGAACACAAGGUCCACCUCCAGCAGGCAACACAAGGUCCACCUCCAGCAGGCAACACAAGGUCCUCCUCCAGCAGGCAACACAAGGUCCUCCUCCAGCAGGCAACACAGGUCCUCCUCCAGCAGGCAACACAAGGUCCUCCUCCAGCAGGCAACACAAGGUCCACCUCCAGCAGGCAACACAGUCCUCCUCCAGCAGGGAACACAAGGUCCUCCUCCAGCAGGCAACACAAGGUCCUCCUCCAGCAGGCAACACAAGGUCCCUCCUCCAGCAGGGAACACAAGGUCCACCUCCAGCAGGCAACACAAGGUCCACCUCCAGCAGGCAACACAAGGUCCACCUCCAGCAGGCAACACAAGGUCCUCCUCCAGCAGGCAACACAAGGUCCUCCUCCAGCAGGCAACACAAGGUCCUCCUCCAGCAGGCUGA